Molecule: messenger RNA, 2085 nt
Organism: Drosophila kikkawai
Lineage: Eukaryota; Metazoa; Arthropoda; Insecta; Diptera; Drosophilidae
Gene: bnb
Product: bangles and beads
Source: RefSeq, a predicted model, not a curated record
ACUCAAAGUGUUUCUUGAAGCCGAGCGAAUCCCUACACCGGGUGGAGAUAACGUGAAUCACAGUGCCUUUUUUGAACUCAGUGUCCGUGUUAAAUCAGUCAAGGAAAGCCGCUAAAGGAUUAAGAUGAAAUUCCAAUUACUUUUUGUGGCCUGCUUGUGCCUCAGCAGCGUCUGGGCUUUGCCCGUGCCCGAUGAGGAGGUGGCCAUUCAGCCAGAUGGGGGCUCUAAGGCUGAACUUUUAGCCAAAACCCUAAAUCCCAAUCCCAUUGAGCCGGCACCUGCCAAACCUGCACUGGCUGCAGCUCCUGCUGCUGCUACUAUUUCCUCAGAGAAGAAGCCCGAGGCCGAGCCAGAGGCUAAGAUCGAGGCCAAGGCUGUUGAGCCUGCCGUUGAGCCGGCCAAGGAGAUCACCAAUGUUGACCUGAAAUCCACAGCGCCCGAUGUGGAGACAGCCCCGGCCAUACCCGAAAAGAAGGCCAUUGUGGUACCAGAGGAACCCGCCAAGCCCGUGGAGUUGGCCAAGCCCCAGGAAACGAUCCUUGUUGAGAAGAAGCUGGAGGAGAAGGAGAAGACGGCACGCACCGAGGAGGCCCCCAAGGCUAUUGAACUGAUUGAGACGCCCGCCUCUAAUGCUGAGGUCCAGAAGCAGAUUGUUGAUGAGGCCAAGCCCCAGGAACCCAAGAUUGAGGCACCAGCGGCUCCCGUUUUGGUGACCGAACCCGCCACCGUUGCCGCCGAAAAGGAAGCCAUUCCCGAGCAGCCUGCCCGCCAGGAGAGGAUCAACGAGAUUGAGCAGAAGGAGGCCAAGAAGGAGGCCGCUCCUGAGCCAGCUCAGGCCUCAGAAACACCAGCCGCCGUAGUUGCCGCCACACCAGCUGAGGCUCCCAAGACCGAGAGCAACAUCCAGGUGAUUGCUCCCCAGACCCAGCAGCCCGAGAAGAAAUCCAUUGAGUCCGGUUCGCCUGCUGCCCCCACCUCUCCCGGCGCCCAGGCUGCCCAGGCCAAGUCCAGUGAUAGCCCCAAGCCCAUCCAGCCGGUGGAUCAGCAGAAGAACACCGAGACCGCUGCCGAGCCAGCUCCCGUGCUGAAGACCAAUGCCCCCCUGGCACCAGCCGCCGCCACCAAGGUAACGGAGCCGGUUAAGGAGCAGCCAGAAAAGGAGGCCACCUCCGAUGCCAAGGCCUUGCCCGAGAAGAAGCCGGAGCCGGUGAGUGAGACAGCAGCAGCAGAAGCAGCAGCUAUUCCCGAGGCCAAGAAGAUCGACGAGACACCAAUUGCUGAGGCCGCACCGGCUCCUCUGCCCACGCCCGCUGAGCCAAAGAAGUCGUCGGAGGAGAAGUUGGACAAGUCCGAGUCCAAGAACGAGGACUCGUCCGAGUCCAAGGAGUCGGAGGAGAGCAGCGAAUCGAAGGAGAACUAGAGAUAGUGAGAGCUUUACACCCAGCACUCCCCACAACAAUCGCAGAAGCCAAGAUCCAAUCACCACCACCACCACAACCACCAGCUGCGCCUUGGCAGCGUCUUAAUGCUACGACCGCAGUUGGUGGUAACUCUUAGUUGUAAAUGGAAGGAAGCACAGCAAUCACACUACGCACACCACACACACACACACACACUGAGGAUGGGAGGAGCCGCAAGGAUCAGUGCAUCCUAGGACAAUAGAACCGAGUGGCAGUACCAGGACGGUUAAAAAUAAAACAGCAAACACAACACUCACUCACUCACACACACGCACACACACAGGACAAACCGCUAAGAUGGCAUACAGUUAUACUUAUAAUUAUAAUUUAAUUAAUGUAAUUUUUAAUUAAAUCUUAGUCAUGGCAAGACAACACCCCCUGCACCCCUUCCUCCCUCCAACAACAAAAGAGAAAAGCAUCCUUGGAUUCUUUGUAAAGGUCCUUGGAACGAAGCCAGCACCCCCACACCCCCACACACAAUGGAAUUCCCCCCUUUUUUUUUAUUUGAGUUCUAAAAUAAUGCAACUACAUUUAAUAACGAUAGUGUUAUAACGUAUAUAUGAGCGAAAGUAUAUAUGAUUUUAUAUAGACUGAGAAAAUUCUUAAAUAAAAAUCGAAAAACUAA